Oldenlandia corymbosa var. corymbosa is the source of this 93-nucleotide messenger RNA. NCBI's taxonomy places the organism in Eukaryota, Viridiplantae, Streptophyta, Magnoliopsida, Gentianales, Rubiaceae. The record is from the annotation of a GenBank genome assembly.
GGAGAGGUGGCUGAGUGGUUGAUAGCCCCGGUCUUGAAAACCGGUAUAGUUUUAAACAAAGAACUAUCGAGGGUUCGAAUCCCUCUCUCUCCU